Messenger RNA from Haliotis rufescens (red abalone), 2663 nucleotides. Its product is annotated as phospholipid scramblase 1-like. Gene Ontology annotation, molecular function: phospholipid scramblase activity. Lineage: Eukaryota; Metazoa; Mollusca; Gastropoda; Lepetellida; Haliotidae. The coding region runs from base 274 to 1080 and encodes 268 amino acids. Gene Ontology annotation, biological process: plasma membrane phospholipid scrambling. The record is from RefSeq and is a predicted model, not a curated record. Gene Ontology annotation, cellular component: plasma membrane. The transcript is spliced from 9 exons.
GCUGAGUUCAGGCGACCCAAUUCACCCGGGAAGGAUUAUGUCGAAACAGCGAUUAGCCCCUCUCUGUUGUGAUGUUGUGGGACGUAUCUACGACGCGCUCUGUUCCUGAAGUGAUUGUAUUUUUUGCAUUGACAGUCUGAUUUCGCUUGGCAGCAAAUGAAUGGAAGCGUUACAAGUUAGAGGGGACAAAUAUAGUUCCUAGUAUACAGGUUCUACCUGCGUAGGGUAUGAGUCAGUAAACGCUGAAUUGUUCCGAAGAUUAGAAGGAGAAACAUGACAACUGUACACCCGGCAGCCUACCCCCCGGGGGGUCAGCCCAUAGCUGCACAGCCCAUGGCGGGAGUGCCCCCACAGGCCGGAGGGGUGGGCUGGUCCCCGACUAGUCAGGUGCCGGUAGGGUGCCCCCCGGGGCUGGAGGGUCUAGUAGCCAUGGACCAGCUGCUCGUCAAACAGAAAGUGGAAGUCUUUGAAGCAAUCACUGGAUACGAAACAAACAACAAGUAUGAAAUCGUCAACACCCUAGGACAGAGGGUGUUCAUGGCAGUAGAAGAUACGUGUUGCUGCACCAGGAACUGCUGUGGUCACAGUCGACCGUUCGACAUCAAGAUCCUCGACAGAACCAACAGGGAGGUCAUCCACCUGUCCCGCCCACUCCGCUGUUCGUCGUGUUACUUCCCCUGUUGUCUACAGAAAGUGGAGGUACAGGCCCCACUCGGCAACACAAUCGGGUAUGUGCGCCAGGGGUGGCACCCGUGUCUACCCAAGUACAAGCUGAUGGAUGAGAAUGACGAGACGGUUCUCCGGAUCGAGGGGCCCUGUUGUCAGUGGAACAUAUGUGGUGAUGUGGAGUUUGAUGUGAAGUCCAAAGACGAACAAUUUGACGUGGGCAGGAUUUCAAAGCAAUGGUCAGGGCUGAUGAAGGAGAUGUUCACAGACAGCGACAACUUCGGCGUCACCUUCCCCAUGGACCUUGAUGUCAAGAUGAAGGCGGUGAUGCUCGGGGCAGUCUUCCUCAUUGACUUCAUGUACUUCGAAAACAACCAGGACAAGGCUGCAAGAGAUGCGCACAGGGUAAUCUAGGUAACGCUUUUCACAAAGCUUACUCGGACUUUAUAAACAAAAGGGGAUGGCUGAAAGACAGAAUGCUUCGUUUCACAUUGGUUAACGAGGAAUGUAAAUGUUCUAAUCUCCUUUCCACAACUAACAGCAUUACCUCUCUAUUUAUCCAUGAAGACAGCAUUGAUUAACUAUAGCAUUGUGAAAAGAAUCGAGUAUUCUUCUGAGUAGUAUAUAAACGUCCAACGGGAUUUCAAUUGUUUGGCUUGGUCAUAUAUAACAGUGGUGAUGUUCUCCUGUAAACGUAGUUCAUCUAUAUACUAGUAUCGUUUCAAUAAAUGCGGAAUUAAUGACAUCCACAGUACAAAUAACCCUAUAUACUAGUAUACUAGUAAAUUGGGCUGUGUCAAUGUGCAGGAAACCAUGAAUUACAUCCAUUUGGGAAAGCAUAGAGAUGACUUAUGAUGACUACACAUGCUGUACAUCGUUCUACAAAGCGACUAAGACGAUCGUACCAAGCAGUAUCAUAGAUUUACGAUAGGCGAAGUGAUAAGAUCACUUUGUAGAAUUGGGCUCAACUGGGACGCAUUUCAAGAAGCAACCAUAACGCUAUAAGAGUUCAAGCUUACGACGCCAGAUGUAGCGGGUCGUUCUAAAGAAACGGAGUCCUGGAUGAUUUAAUUCUGGAAAAAAAGGUUUUACAAAUAAAACAGAAUAUCAAUAUGAUUGUGUUUUUUUUACAAAUGAGAUAAGACCAUUUUGAUUAUCAUUCGACAUGUGUAUGUGAGUCAUAUCAGUGAUUAAAUAUGUACCCUGAAUUUUAUAACCAAACAUUGUUAAAAUGUCUGUGAUACGUUCAUGGAAGACCGUUUUAGUCGUUGCCCUUAUCGCACUUGUAUUUAUUGCAUACAGAGGAACAGAAGAGCUUGUUGUUUAAUGCUGUGAUGUCGAGAUAGAGCUUGAUCACGAUUAUCUCCCUUUGAUCAGCAGUAAAUCCCGAUGCAAGAGCAUAAAACUCUGUAGACAUAACGGAUUUUAUGUUUGAUGAUAUCAUUGGCUAGCGUUCUAUGAAUAUCGCAGAUGAAAAUACAUGUAUAAGUGUAUAUAUAUGGGUUUACGUGCAUUCCGUAACAGAUAACAGCCGACCACCCCGUCUCUCUUAUAGCCCCCGAAACAUUGGUGAUGACGAAAUGUAUCAUACAUCUUUAACAACCAAAGAAUUUAUUAAGGUCAGCAUAUUGUUUCUUCGCCUUGUAGACGUUUGCAGAAAGAGUUUUUUCGUCUGGGUGGGUACUGCUUUAUCUAAAAACAGUAAGUUGCCUCAAUAGUUGUCAUUUUACCACCCAAAACGAAGUUAAACUAAUUAUAACGAAACGUGGCGGUGUUGCCGAGCAAUAACAACGGUAUGAACUUGAAUGACCUAUACAAAAGAUGACAUGUUACAGAUUUAACAGACUAGUUCCGUCAUGUCGGUUACUUUAUUACCAUUAAGCAUUACACCUACACGUUCCUUUUACUUUAUCACUUUUUUAUAUGACUAAAAUUGUACAUUUUGCCUGUUUUAUAAAUAUGUUAAGGUUAAGAAAUAAAAUAUAUGAAUUAUCAAA